This is a messenger RNA of Neolamprologus brichardi, 843 nucleotides long. RefSeq lists its product as uncharacterized. Lineage: Eukaryota; Metazoa; Chordata; Actinopteri; Cichliformes; Cichlidae. Gene Ontology annotation, cellular component: nucleus. The record is from RefSeq and is a predicted model, not a curated record.
AACGCUCGGCUUACUUCACCCCACUUGAAAUAGAUAUUCUGCUGGCUGUAUAUGGAGAGUACGGACACGUUUUUAGCAAGAAAGGCAACACGGCUGCAGCAGCAAAGGAGAGAGAAGUGGCGUGGGAGAGAAUCGCAGCGCGUGUAAAUGCGUGAGUUGAAACGGUGCAAUCCCACGGGAACAAAAAGGACUUGGCAGCAGCUGAAAAUGAAAUAUAAAAACAUAGUUCAAACAGCUAACAGAAAGAAGACAGAGGCUCGCAAAGUGGUUGAAGGGGCACCUCCACCCAUGCUGACGGAGGCAGAAGAGUUUUCCAAGAGUAAGGAUGCUGGAUGCCCGGUGGCUGAGCCCGCAAGUGUCUGCAUAAAAUUUGCUGAUGGCCUUGAUGAGACAGAAGCAUUUCCAUCCCUUCCAUCAGAAGCAGACGAAGAUGACGAUAAGGAUACAUCAUCUGCUGAGAAAGAACCAGAUAGACCUAGUGAGGUACACACCAUGACAGUAGAGAGCAAGGCCGAACAUCAUCAAGAGGAAGCUCCACCAACUACCCCAGCACAUAUCAACACAGUGAGACGUUCGAUGCCAUUCUGCAUUUUCAUAGCUUUAUUUAAACUGCACCACAUUUCAAGCCAUUCUUACAUUUUACAGUUACCAGUUAAAGAAAUGUACAAAAUGCACCUCAUCCAAACAAUGACAAAAACUGACAGAGAAAUCACAUACUUGGAUCGUCAGAUUAGAAAGACAGAUCUGGAAAUUGAAUUACUGGAGCACCAGUUAGAGGUGGGUAACAUGUUACAGGUGGUUACUCUCAGAUAAAUCCACGAAUGGUAACGGUUGGUUUUGUGU